AAAUAGACACUUAAAAGUAAGAUUAAAUCUUAAAAACUUGUUUCCUGUUGAUAACUUCUUAAGGAUGGCUAUCACUGAGUGCAUGUAAUCCAACUGUUUGAGUGAACCGAUAUAAAUACCCUGUAAAAUGAUGACUUUACCAGUUAACGCCAAGUUAUCACCAAAUUUGUUUGUGUAAAUUUGAGAAGUCUAUAAAAAUGUGGUUACUCAAGAUCACUUUAAUUGUUAGCUUGUUCGUUUUCUGUUGUAAAGCAAAAAAUUUUGUUUUGGAUAAAUAUACUGAUCAAAUUAAUAUUUAUGAUCCGAAGAUGAAUGAUAACGAAAAUGUGCAAGGUGUUAACUUAAAAUGUGAGCAAAUUAAAUUUGGUCAUAUGUACUAUGAAGCGACAUAUUUUGAAGAAGAUGGCGUACCUGCAAUUACACCAGUAAUGAUAGAUGUCGAAGGAGCAGAUGUUUCAGGAGCAAUAAUUGAGAUUAUGGGAGAAUACGCAGAUUUUUUCACAUACAAUGCAAUCGAAAAAUCAAUUGUAGCAAUAAAAUUUUUACCUUUGUUAAUUCAAUCUCGGAAUUAUAUUCUUGUGAAUAUAGUGGCUACACUGGGAAAUGAAAGAGCAGAAGCAUUAUUAAUUAUAAGUAUGCCUACAAAAGAAUGUGUUAAUUUUUAUAAAUAAAUAACUGAAAUUACAAGUACUUUAUGACUUAUCUAUGUAUUUUGGUUGGUUAAUGUGGUUAAUAAAUUGUUUAAUAAAUCUAUUUGGUGGUUAUUUUUCUCCCUAGAUUUAACUAUUGUAUCAUAGAUGUCGCAAAUUCCAUUACAAUCAACAAA
Onthophagus taurus is the source of this 826-nucleotide messenger RNA. NCBI's taxonomy places the organism in Eukaryota, Metazoa, Arthropoda, Insecta, Coleoptera, Scarabaeidae. The record is from RefSeq and is a predicted model, not a curated record.